AUGUCGAAGGUUUUCCGUGACUACAAAAUCAUUGCGGCCGAGAAGCAAUUGGAACGUCAGAGCAAGAUCCCCAAAGAGUGGCUGCUAUCCUCAGAUCAAUACCAUGGCGCCACGAAUCUCAUGCAAGUGCCGCGGACGUGUGGCAUCUUGACCGACACCGAGUGCCAAAUCACCUCCGACUUUGAUGCCACUGCCCUUCUAGAGAAGCUCAGGGACGGAGUUUGGACAGCGGAACAGGUCACAGUCGCCUUUUGCAAGAGGGCGGCCAUUGCUCAGCAGUUGACCAACUGCUUGACGGAGAUUUUCUUUGACAGAGGCAUAGAGCAAGCGCGUGCUCUGGAUCGCGAACGGCAAGAAAACCCCCAAAAGCCGCUUCGCCCGCUUCACGGGCUCCCGAUCUCGCUCAAAGAUAGCUUUCAAGUUGCGGGUUACGAUACGUCGACCGGACUGGCAUGUUUUGUCAACGAGCCAGCGGACGAAGACAGUGGCACGGCUGCCAUGCUGCUGGACCUGGGUGCAGUUCUUUACUGCAAGACCAAUCUUCCCCAAACGAUCAUGACCGGUGAUAGCCACAACAAUGUCUUCGGCAGGACCUUGAACCCUCGCAAUACGGCAUUGACGGCGGGUGGAAGCACCGGUGGCGAGGGCGCCCUUCUUGCCCUUCGAGGAAGCGUGCUCGGUGUCGGGACAGACAUUGGCGGCAGCAUUCGUGUCCCGGCUCUCUGCAACGGCAUCUAUGGAUUUCGACCCAGUGUCGGGCUGGUACCGCACGGGGGCGUCAGGGACCUCACGACUCCGGGAACAGAUGGAGUGCGUUCGUCGGCAGGCCCCAUGGCAACGUCGCUUCGCGAUGUUGCUCUUUUCCUCAAAACCACCAUGCUGGCAGAUACUUGGCGGUAUGACAGCACCGUGAUAUCGAUCCCGUGGGUAAAUCUCGAAUCUAAGCAAAAGAUUCGGAUAGGCCUCGUCCUGGACGACGGGAUCCUCACCCCCUCACCGCCGGUCCGACGUGGCCUCAAAAAGGCAGCGGAACUUCUCCAAGCAAGCGGGAAGGUUGAACUCAUUCCGAUGGUUUUGCCUAACGUCGGCGACCAUUAUGGCGACUUACUCAAGUACUGGACACUGCUGGGAAGCGAGAACUACCUGGAGCUCUUCGCUCGGACAGGGGAGCCCGAGGUUCCUUCCGUCAAAGCCAUUGGGAUCACGUCCUUCCCAGGCACAGACCUACGUGGGUUCUUCGAUCUCAACGUGCGCCGUCAAGCAGCAGCACGCAACUAUCUCAAGCUCUUCCGUGAUAACGCCAUCGACGCGAUCAUGAUGCCACCAGCACCACACACCGCCGUACCUUUGGACAAUUGGAAGACGGCCUCUUACACGGGCUUGUGGAAUUAUCUCGACUACCCGGCCGUCGUUAUCCCAGUGGAUACGGUGUGCGAGUCGGACGUUGUGGAUGACCCCAGCAAUGCCAAAUAUGGCGCUGAGGAUGCUCGCAUGUACAGUCUUUAUACGGGACCCGAAGAUUAUAAAGACGCGCCUAUUUGUGUGCAGCUGGUUGGAUACCGGUAUAGAGAUGAAGCAUUGGCCAACACAGCUGCUCUGGUGGAUUCAAUCGUCAACGGCACAGACUGA
Molecule: messenger RNA, 1629 nt
Organism: Fonsecaea erecta
Lineage: Eukaryota; Fungi; Ascomycota; Eurotiomycetes; Chaetothyriales; Herpotrichiellaceae
Exons: 4
Coding region: 1-1629 (542 amino acids)
Source: RefSeq, a predicted model, not a curated record